Messenger RNA from Notothenia coriiceps (black rockcod), 2127 nucleotides. RefSeq names its product cell division cycle 123 homolog (S. cerevisiae) (gene cdc123). The record is from RefSeq and is a predicted model, not a curated record. Gene Ontology annotation, cellular component: cytoplasm. Lineage: Eukaryota; Metazoa; Chordata; Actinopteri; Perciformes; Nototheniidae. The coding region runs from base 34 to 1056 and encodes 340 amino acids. The transcript is spliced from 14 exons.
GAAAGCAUUGCUUCAUAAAAAGGAUAUUGCAGCAUGAAGAAGGAGCAAGUGGCCAACUGUCAGUUUUCGGUUUGGUAUCCAAUAUUCAAGAAACAUACGAUUAAAAGUGUGAUUCUCCCGCUGCCUCAAAAUGUAAUAGAGUAUUUACUGGACGAUGGCACACUGGUAGUCUCUGGAAGUGGCCAUGACAAUGUGCACAAUAACAACAGCAACUCGGACGAAGAAGAGGACAUUCAGUGGUCAGACGAUGAGACAACCACCACUGUCACUGCACCUGAGUUCCCAGAAUUCACUUCCAAAGUGCUGGAGGCCAUAAACACUCUGGGCGGGCGCGUCUUCCCCAAACUCAACUGGAGCGCUCCACGGGAUGCUAACUGGAUUGCUCUGAACAGUUCCCUGCAGUGUGACAGCCUCCGUGAUAUAUUCCUGCUCUUCAAAAGUUCUGACUUCAUCACUCACGACCUGACGCAGCCAUUCCUUCAAUGUAGUGACCAGGACUCCCCAGAUCCAGUCAUUAACUAUGAGCUGGUCCUGAGAAAGUGGAGCGAGCUGAUUCCUGGCGGAGAGUUUCGCUGCUUCGUGAGAGAAAACAAACUGAUCGCUAUCUCCCAGAGGGACUACACACAGUAUUACCAUCACGUGUUGAAGCAGGAGGAGCAGGUCAGUCACGCCAUCCAGGAGUUCUUCAGCCAGCACGUCCAGUACAACUUCCCUGACGAAGACUUUGUGUUUGACGUCUACAGAGAUAGUGAGGGCAGGGUGUGGCUGAUAGACCUGAACCCCUUCGGAGCGCUCACAGACUCUCUGCUCUUCAGCUGGGAGGAGCUGAGGUCAGGAGGGGAGAUCUCCCAGCAACAGGAGGGCCCGGCGUUCCGCUGCACCACCAGCGAGGUGACGGUGCAGCCCAGCCCCUGUCUGAGCUACAGAAUCCCUCGGGACUUUGUGGAUCUCUCCACAGGAGAAGAUGCCUACAAACUCAUGGACUUCCUCAAACUGAAGAAAAGCCAACAGGAAGCUUCUGAGGAAGAGGAGGAAGAGGGAAAUGCUCCAAAGUGAAUCUGAAGCCCUCCACACGAUGUCGUCUGCAUGACUCUCCACCCUCUGUCCUGCUAGAGCUUAUUUUUCCUUUCAGCCUGUGAGCGGUACGCGCUGUACUCCAGGUCUUUGAACAUCUGUCUGGUGUUAGUCUAAUGGAACAUGCUACAUUAGCGCAGCAUGCUAACGGCUCUCUGAGGACUCAUGUUCUGCUCGGACACUGCUGAGCCGUCCAGCACUUUAUUAAGGGGGGGGUGUUACUGCUGCGGGAUGUAUUCUCUCACACUGUGUAGAACGGCUGAUUUUAUACUUUGAAAUAAGUGUGUUUAAUAGUUUGAUUGUCUUUCUUGCUGCUGGAUUUAAAAGGAACUCACACAUUUAAUUGAACUAGUGUGUUGUGAGGCUGUGACAGAUCCAACACUAACGCUGUUUGUCACUUUACAUUUCCCCCGCCCUCCUCCUCCAUCUCUCCCUGCCUAUCCCCUCUGAACACUUUUGACACACUCAUUGCUCCGAAGUCGCUCCAGGCACUCUUUCCCAGUCCUGUUUUCCCAUCAUGCAUUGCUUUAGACUGUUGCUUCGAAAGAACACCAUUAAACUUGUUGUCGUGUAUCGGCUCGGCUGUCAGUCUGGGGUGGGGGGCUGUAAAAACGGCACAUUACAAAAUGGAUUGUUCUUUUUUACGCAGCAUCUCUCAUUACGCCAGGAGCUAAAUGAGCUGUGUGCGCACACAGCAGGGCACUUCAUUUCGGCUUGGUUUUUUUCUUCACUCCUGGCAGAGCAAUUACAGUGCGAUGGAAAGAGCCGGUGUGAUCAGAGUUACACCUCCUCAGUGUACGAGGGAAUAGCGUGGGGUACGUUGCACAUUGAUAUAUAAUUGAUCAUAAUUUGAAAUAAAAUCGGCCUGUAAACAAAGCACCAGAACAGCAGCAGGUGAAGGAUAGGCUUCACUGUUUACCAGUAAAUACAGAGUUUAGCCAACGAUGAACUCCAAUCCUUCUACCAACAAUCGUAAUGUGAGAAAUAUGAUAAUACAAAAAGAAUCCAUUUCAUUUAGUGAAUUGUAAAGAUGAAUAAAUUGCUCCUUUAUUA